AUGUCGGAGUCUUCCGAGGCCACUUUCGGGGGCAGGAGAGCCGUCCCCCCCAACACCUCCAAUGCAGCCGAGAACGACCCUCCAACUGUGGAGCUGCAGGGUCUGGUGCCCCGGGGCUUCAACCCACAAGACUACCUGAAUGUCACGGGUGUUCACCUGUUCAAGGAGAGGUGGGACAGCAACAAGGUGGACCACCACACAGACAAGUAUGUCAACAACAAGCUGAUUGUGCGCAGGGGACAGUCUUUCUACAUUCAGAUCGACUUCAACCGUCCCUAUGACCCCAGAAGGGAUCUCUUCAGGGUGGAGUAUGUCAUUGGUCGCUACCCCCAGGAGAAUAAGGGAACCUACAUUCCAGUCCCUGUGGUCUCUGAGCUGCAGAGUGGCAAGUGGGGCGCCAAAGUGAUCAUGAGAGAGGAUAGGUCUGUCCGGCUGUCUGUCCAGUCUUCUCCAGACUGCAUUGUGGGGAAGUUCCGCAUGUACGUGGCUGUCUGGACCCCCUACGGGGUCAUCCGCACCAGCCGAAACCCAGAAACGGACACAUACAUUCUCUUCAACCCUUGGUGUGAAGAGGAUGCUGUGUACUUGGAUAAUGAAAAAGAAAGAGAAGAAUAUGUCCUGAAUGACAUCGGGGUUAUUUUUCAUGGAGACUUCAAUGACAUCAAGAGCAGGAGCUGGAGCUACGGUCAGUUUGAGGAUAGCAUCCUUGACGCUUGCCUGUUUGUGAUGGACAAAGCGAAUAUGGACCUUUCUGGCAGAGGGAAUCCCAUCAAAGUCAGCCGUGUUGGGUCAGCCAUGAUCAAUGCCAAGGACGAUGAAGGCGUCAUCGUUGGGUCCUGGGACAAUGCCUAUGCUUAUGGUGUUCCCCCAUCAGCCUGGACUGGAAGUGUUGACAUCCUGUUGGAAUACAAGAGUUCUCAGAAACCAGUCCGCUAUGGCCAGUGCUGGGUUUUUGCUGGUGUCUUUAAUACAUUUCUGCGGUGCCUGGGGAUACCAGCGAGGAUCGUCACCAACUAUUUCUCAGCCCACGACAAUGAUGCCAACCUGCAACUGGACAUUUUCUUGGAAGAAGACGGCAACGUGAACUCCAAACUCACUAAGGAUUCGGUGUGGAACUACCACUGCUGGAACGAAGCCUGGAUGACGAGGCCGGACCUUCCCGUGGGGUUUGGAGGUUGGCAAGUCGUGGACAGCACCCCCCAGGAAAACAGCGAUGGGAUGUAUCGGUGCGGCCCCGCCUCUGUUCAAGCCAUCAAGCACGGCCAUGUCUGCUUCCAGUUUGAUGCGCCCUUCGUUUUUGCAGAGGUCAACAGUGACCUUGUUUACAUUACAGCUAAGAAAGAUGGCACUCAUGUGGUUGAAACCCUUGAUACCACCCACAUUGGGAAAUUAAUUGUGACCAAAGAAAUUGGAGGAGAUGGCAUAAAGGACAUCACAGAUACCUACAAAUUCCAGGAAGGUCAAGAAGAAGAGAGGCUGGCCCUGGAAACCGCCCUCAUGUAUGGGGCGAAAAAGGCCCUCAAAACAGAGGGCGUCCUCAAAUCGAGGUCUGACGUGCACAUGAACUUCGAAGUGGAGAACGCCCUGCUGGGCAGAGACCUCAAGGUCGUCAUCACCUUCCGGAACAACAGCUCCACCCGCUACACUGUCGCAGCCUAUCUCUCCGGCAACAUCAGCUUCUACACCGGGGUCUCCAAGGCGGAAUUCAAGAGCGAGACAUUCGACGUGACCCUGGAGCCCUUGUCCUUCAAGAGAGAGGAGGUGCUGAUCGGCGCGGGCGAGUACAUGGGCCAGCUGCUGGAGCAGGCCUUCCUGCACUUCUUCGUCACGGCUCGAGUCAACGAGACCAGGGACGUUCUGGCCAAGCAGAAGUCCAUCGCGCUGACGGUCCCCAAGGUCAUCAUCAAGGUCCGUGGUGCUCAGGUCGUGGGUUCUGACAUGGUGGUGAUGGUUGAGUUCACCAAUCCUUUAAAUGAAACGCUGCGCAAUGUCUGGAUCCGCCUGGAUGGUCCAGGAGUGACGAAACCCUUGAGGAAGAUGUUCCGGGAGAUCCGGCCCAAGUCCACCGUGCAGUGGGAAGAGCUGUGUCGGCCCUGGGUCUCCGGGCCCCGGAAGCUGAUCGCCAGCCUGACCAGCGACUCCCUGCGGCACGUGUACGGCGAGCUGGACUUGCAGAUUCAGAGACGACCUUCGAUGUAG
This is a messenger RNA of Rangifer tarandus platyrhynchus (Svalbard reindeer), 2199 nucleotides long. NCBI's taxonomy places the organism in Eukaryota, Metazoa, Chordata, Mammalia, Artiodactyla, Cervidae. The record is from the annotation of a GenBank genome assembly.